This is a messenger RNA of Python bivittatus (Burmese python), 3147 nucleotides long. RefSeq names its product calcium sensing receptor (gene CASR). Gene Ontology annotation, biological process: intracellular calcium ion homeostasis; detection of calcium ion; regulation of calcium ion transport. Gene Ontology annotation, molecular function: G protein-coupled receptor activity; calcium ion binding. Gene Ontology annotation, cellular component: plasma membrane. The record is from RefSeq and is a predicted model, not a curated record. Lineage: Eukaryota; Metazoa; Chordata; Lepidosauria; Squamata; Pythonidae.
AUGACUUUUUAUAGCUUCUGUUUGGUCCUCUUUGCAUUUACUUGGAGUAGCUCUGCCUAUGGACCAAAUCAAAGGGCACAGAAGAAAGGAGACAUCAUUCUUGGAGGACUGUUUCCCAUUCAUUUUGGAGUGGCUGCUAAACACCAGGAUCUGAAAUCUAGGCCAGAAUCGGUAGAAUGCAUAAGGUACAAUUUCCGUGGUUUUCGCUGGCUACAGGCGAUGAUCUUUGCCAUUGAGGAAAUUAAUAGCAGCCCAACUCUUCUUCCCAAUAUGACUCUUGGAUACAGCAUAUUUGAUACCUGCAACACAGUGUCUAAAGCUUUGGAAGCUACACUGAGUUUUGUGGCCCAAAACAAGAUUGACUCUCUGAAUCUGGAUGAGUUCUGCAAUUGCUCAGAUCAUAUUCCCUCAACAAUUGCGGUAGUGGGAGCAACAGGCUCUGGGAUUUCCACUGCAGUUGCCAACCUUCUGGGUCUCUUUUAUAUACCUCAGGUUAGCUAUGCUUCAUCCAGUCGGCUCCUGAGCAACAGGAAUGAGUACAAAUCUUUCCUGCGCACAAUACCUAAUGAUGAGCAUCAGGCCACUGCUAUGGCUGACAUUGUAGAGUACUUCCGCUGGAAUUGGGUAGGUACCAUUGCAGCAGAUGACAAUUAUGGCCGGCCGGGUAUUGAAAAGUUCAGGGAAGAAACAGAGGAAAGAAACAUCUGCAUUGACUUCAGUGAGCUCAUUGCCCAGUACUUGCCUGAGGAUCAGAUCCAGCAGGUGGUGAAAGUCAUCCAGAAUUCCACUGCCAAAGUGAUUGUUGUCUUCUCCAGUGCGCCUGACCUAGAACCACUGAUCAAAGAGAUUGUCACACGGAACAUCACUGGCAGGAUUUGGCUGGCAAGUGAAGCCUGGGCCAGCUCAUCAUUGAUAGCUAUGCCACAAUUCUUUCAUGUCAUGGGGGGCACUAUUGGAUUUGCUCUUAAGGCGGGACAGAUUCCUGGCUUUCGUGACUUUCUGCAGAAGGUAAACCCUAAGAAAUCUGCUAACAAUGGAUUUAUCAAAGAGUUUUGGGAGGAGACAUUUAAUUGCUACCUACCAGAAGGAAACAAAAAUUUUCCAAGUUCUUUCCACAAAGGCCAUGAAGAAGGCGCUAGAGCUGGAAAUGGUACGGCUGCAUUCCGUCCCCCAUGUACAGGGGAUGAGAACAUCACCAGUGUGGAGACACCAUACAUGGAUUAUACUCACCUGCGGAUAUCUUAUAAUGUGUACUUGGCGGUAUACUCCAUCGCUCAUGCUUUGCAGGAUAUAUACACUUGCACUCCUGGGAAAGGGCUAUUUGCCAAUGGGUCAUGUGCAGAUAUCAAGAAAGUUGAGGCAUGGCAGGUACUGAAGCAUCUGCGACACUUGAACUUCACUAAUAAUAUGGGGGAGCAAGUGGAUUUUGAUGAGUCGGGAGGCCUAAUAGGAAAUUAUUCAAUUAUCAAUUGGCACCUGUCCCCAGAAGAUGGCUCCAUUGUAUUUGAGGAGGUUGGACACUAUAAUGUUUAUGCCAAGAAAGGAGAAAGGUUAUUUAUCAAUGAAAAUAAAAUCCUGUGGAGUGGAUUUUCCAAAGAGGUACCAUUCUCAAAUUGCAGCAGAGACUGCCUUCCGGGUACAAGGAAAGGUAUCAUCGAGGGAGAGCCAACAUGCUGCUUUGAAUGUGUAGAAUGCACAGAUGGAGAGAUCAGUGACGAGACAGAUGCCAGUGCUUGUGAGAAGUGCGCUGAAAACUUCUGGUCCAAUGAAAACCAUACAUUCUGCAUUCCCAAGCAAAUAGAAUUUUUGUCCUGGACAGAACCAUUCGGAAUUGCUCUCACUCUUUUUGCUGUACUAGGCAUCUUCCUAACCUCAUUUGUCCUGGGUGUAUUUACCAGAUUUCGCAACACCCCCAUCGUCAAGGCCACAAACCGUGAGCUCUCUUAUCUCCUCCUGUUCUCCUUGCUCUGUUGCUUCUCUAGUUCCCUUUUCUUCAUUGGUGAGCCCCAAGAUUGGAAUUGCCGCUUACGACAACCAGCCUUCGGUAUCAGCUUUGUACUGUGCAUCUCCUGCAUUCUGGUGAAGACCAACCGUGUUCUUCUGGUUUUUGAGGCUAAGAUACCAACAAGCCUCCAUCGCAAGUGGUGGGGACUUAACCUCCAGUUCCUCCUGGUCUUCUUAUGCACUUUUGUGCAAAUUGUCAUCUGUGUCAUCUGGCUUUAUACAGCUCCCCCUUCUAGCUUUCGUAAUCAUGAAAUGGAGGAUGAAAUAAUCUUUAUCACUUGUAAUGAGGGCUCCUUGAUGGCACUGGGCUUCCUAAUUGGUUACACUUGCCUGCUGGCUGCUAUCUGCUUCUUCUUUGCUUUCAAAUCCCGCAAGCUACCAGAGAACUUCAAUGAAGCCAAAUUUAUCACCUUCAGUAUGUUGAUUUUCUUCAUUGUUUGGAUCUCUUUUAUACCAGCCUAUGCCAGCACCUAUGGCAAAUUUGUCUCAGCAGUGGAGGUGAUUGCCAUUCUGGCAGCCAGCUUUGGGCUUUUAACAUGCAUCUUCUUCAACAAGGUCUACAUCAUCCUCUUCAAGCCGUCACGCAACACCAUUGAAGAAGUACGCUGCAGCACGGCUGCUCACGCUUUCAAAGUGGCAGCCAGAGCUACUCUGCGACGAAGCAACGUGUCUCGCAAGAGGUCCAAUAGUCUGGGAGGCUCUACAGGCUCUACCCCAUCCUCAUCCAUUAGCAGCAAAAGCAACCAUGAGGAACCCUUUUCAAUACCAGCAGAACAACAGCAAAAACAUGGGUGCAAGCAGAAGGUGAGUUUCGGUGGUGGAACUGUUACCUUGUCACUAAGCUUUGAGGAACACCAGAAAAAUGCUGUAGCCAAUAAAAAUGCAAAGCACAGAAACUCCUUGGAAGCCCGAAAUAGUGAUGAUAGUCUCAUGCGGCACAAAGCGCUGCUUCCUCUUCAUGGCAAUGAAUCACUAGAGCCCAAUUUCCAGACACCCUCAAAUCAAGAGUCCCGCAUGCCAGAAUCAGUAGUGGGAGAAACCAAGCAAGGAGAAUAUGUAGAAGGACAACCUUCUUUGUCAGCUGCAUACCUGCGGGAUUUAGUAGGCAGUGACUCCAUCAAAGAAAAUGCCAUUCAUUCAUAA